AUGGAUCUUUUUGAAGAGAAAGAUCGACUACAUGGCUCUACAAGGGAAGCUGGUGGGCUCAUAAUAACCAAGUCGAAAGAACAUUUCAAACAACCUCAAAAGUCCUUAUUUGGACUUGAUAAGUUGGCGGCAAAAAAGCGCCAAGAGUCUGAAAAUAUUGAUCUACAGUUUAACAAGCGUGAUGGUGCAAAUAAAGAAAGGUUCUACAGGGAAAGGCGUGUAGAGACUCCUUCUAAUCGUGGAGGUGUUAGCAAGGAAUAUUUCGAUUCUCAGGCAAGAAGGCGUGAACGUGAUCACAAAGAACGUUUAAAAACCGGUCUUGUAUCAACAUCCAGAAAAAUCAAUGAGAACUAUUCAGAAUCCCGGAAGUCAUCAGAUCAUUCUCGUGUUGAAUCAGUUAGAGAAAAAGAAUCUCUCAGCACUCGACAUCGGAGAGAAGCAGAAUGGGAAGAUGAAACACCUAACCAUAGUAGUCGAGAAAAUGGGCAUACUUCAGGAGCAAGCACUGGCCGUUUUGAAACCCCAGAAAUAUACACUAUUAAAGGCCAAUCUCCAGGUCAUUCUAGCUGGGAUGAUUCUGGCUUAGGAUCUAGUCGAUCGACUACCCCUCGAAGUAUCGGAUCAUUAGCUCGUCAUUCCAAUAAUGAUCGAUAUACUUAUACUCCUAUGCCUACUCCAAGUUUUAAGCAUAACUCAUGGAUGCAAUCAAAUAAAAAUGAUAUAGGAAACUCUGAUUCUAGAAAACAACAUUCUAUUCGCCAUACACCCCAUGGUGGUCAGUCACGUACACAACAUUCCAAUGAGAAUGAAGAUGAUAGUGUAAAGCCGGAUUCUGUUGAAAUGGAAGGAGAUAGUGAAGAUAUGAAUGCUGAAAAUGAACGCCUAGAUCGUAAUUGGUAUCAAAUGGAUGAUGGUUAUGAUGAUCAUAAUCAUCCGUUCUCUGAUAUACCUGAAGAAUAUGCUGCAAAAAAAGAACGUCAAUUGGCGGAACGUAAAAAACGACAUAAACAACGUUUAACUGCUAAAGCAGUCCAGGUGCAUAAAGAUAAUCAAGCAUGGGAACAUAAUCGUAUGUUAAGAUCCGGGGUUGUUCAACGUGUGGAUUUUAGUCAAGAUGAAGAUUUUGAUGAAGAAGGUGAAGCUAGAGUUCAUUUGUUAGUGCGUAAUAUACUUCCACCAUUUUUGGAUGGACGUAUUGUUUUUACACGUCAACCUGAACCGAUUAUUCCUGUCAAGGAUCCAGAAAGUAUUAUGGCUAAAGUUGCUCAAAAAGGCAGUGCUAUUGUGAAAUAUUUUCGUGAACAAAAAGAACGUAAAAGAGCACAGAAAAAAGAAUGGCAAUUAGCUGGUACACGUAUUGGUGAAGUGAUGGGUAUUAAAGCGCCGGAAGAACAAGAUAAUUGGACAGAGAAAUCACAUCGUGAUGCACAAACAUUUGCCGAUAAAGUAGGCGAUAUGAAAUCGGAAGCAGUGAGUGAAUUUGCUACAAGAAAAACUAUUGUAGAACAACGACAAUAUUUGCCAGUAUUCUCUGUCAGGACAUCUUUAUUGAGAAUGAUUAAAGAACAUCAAAUUGUAGUGAUUGUUGGUGAGACUGGUAGUGGUAAAACAACUCAACUAACUCAAUAUUUACAUGAAGAUGGUUAUACAAUUUAUGGUAUGGUUGGUUGUACUCAACCACGUCGUGUUGCUGCUAUGUCAGUUGCUCGACGAGUUGCUGAAGAAAUGAAUGUACGUUUAGGUGAAGAAGUUGGUUAUGCUAUAAGAUUUGAAGAUUGUACUUCUUCUUCAACUUUAAUUAAAUAUAUGACUGAUGGAAUUUUAUUACGUGAAUCAUUACGUGAAUCGGAUCUUGAUCCAUAUUCUGCAAUUAUUAUGGAUGAAGCACAUGAAAGAUCAUUGAAUACUGAUGUCCUGUUUGGAUUGUUACGUGAAGUUGUUAGUAGACGUAAUGAUUUACGUCUUUUAAUUACUUCUGCUACUAUGGAUGCAGAAAGAUUUGCUCAAUUUUUCGGUGAUUGUCCUAUUUUUCGAAUACCCGGUAGAACAUUUCCAGUGGAUACACAAUUUAGUAAAACAACAGUAAUGGAUUAUGUUGAUGCAUCUGUGAAACAAGCAAUUCAAGUUCAUUUAGGUUCACCAACAGAUGGUGACAUAUUGAUUUUUAUGCCCGGUCAAGAGGAUAUCGAAGUGACAUGUGAAUUAAUUGCUGAACGUUUAAGUAAUUUGGAAGAAGCUCCUCCAUUAUCUAUCCUUCCUAUUUAUUCUCAAUUACCAAGUGAUCUUCAAGCAAAAAUAUUUAUGAAAGCUGAAAAUGGUGUUAGAAAAUGUGUUGUGGCAACAAAUAUUGCUGAAACUUCAUUAACUGUUGAUGGAAUACGUUAUGUAAUUGAUUGUGGUUAUUGUAAAUUGAAAGUUUUCAAUCCUAAAAUUGGUAUGGACGCGCUACAAAUAUUUCCAAUUAGUCAAGCUAAUGCUAAUCAACGAGCUGGUCGCGCUGGUAGAACUGGUCCAGGAGUAUGUUAUCGUUUAUACACUAUAAGCCAGUAUCAAGAUGAAAUGUUGAUCACAUCUGUUCCCGAAAUUCAAAGAACUAAUCUGGCCAAUGUUGUUCUCUUACUAAAGUCUUUGGGUGUUCAAGAUUUGAUGCGAUUUCAUUUCAUGGAUGCUCCUCCACAGGAUAACAUAUUGAAUUCAAUGUAUCAACUUUGGAUUUUCGGUGCACUUGAUAAUACUGGUAGUUUAACAACUUUAGGUCGUCAAAUGGUUGAAUUUCCAUUGGAUCCAGCAUUGUCAAAAUUAUUAAUUAUUUCCUGUGAUAUGAAUUGUUCCGAAGAGAUUUUAACUAUUGUAUCAAUGCUCUCUGUACCAAGUGUAUUUUAUCGACCAAAAGGUCGUGAAGAAGAAUCAGAUAAUGCAAGAGAAAAAUUUCAAGUGCCGGAAUCGGAUCAUUUAACAUUAUUGAAUGUUUUUACUCAAUGGCGUAAAUCCGGUUAUUCAUCAGCAUUUUGUGCUAAACAUUUUUUACAUUUGAAAGCUAUGCGUAAAAUUCGUGAAGUUCGACAACAAAUGAAAGAAAUCAUGGAACAGCAUAAUAUGAAUUUACAAUCAAUUGGUAGUGAUUGGGAUGUUGUACGUGAAUGUUUAUGUGCUACAUUCUUUCAUCAAGCUGCUCGUAUCAAGGGUUUAGGUGAAUAUGUAAAUCUACGAACUGGUAUGCCAUGUCAUCUACAUCCAACUAGUGCUCUUUAUGGAAUGGGUUACACGCCAGACUAUGUUAUUUAUCAUGAAUUAAUUAUGACAACAAAAGAAUACAUGCAAUGUGUUACAUCUGUAGAUGGCAAUUGGUUAGCUAAAGUUGGUCCAAUGUUUUACAGGUAG
Molecule: messenger RNA, 3381 nt
Organism: Schistosoma turkestanicum
Lineage: Eukaryota; Metazoa; Platyhelminthes; Trematoda; Strigeidida; Schistosomatidae
Source: the annotation of a GenBank genome assembly